AAGGCGUGGGAGACAUUUGGCUGCCCUUGAAGAACAUGGCUUAAAUGAAAUACUAUUGUUUACUUCCUUUCCGACCAUGGUGGUCACCUCGAAGCUGUAGACGAGAAUGACCAACGUGUUGGAGGGUAACAAUGGCCACUUCAAGGGUGGCAAGGGUAUGGGAGGUGCGGAAGGUGGGAUCCGUGUACCAGGAAUCUACAGGUGGACAGGACAACUGCCUGCUGGGGUAACUAUGGACACUCCCACCUCUCUACUCGACAUGAUGCCGACUCUGCUUGACCUGGCUGGCCUUCCAUCUCUGCCUGACCUACUGCCUCACCUGUCUCCUAGGGACCUGGAUGGAGUGAGCAUUGCAAAAUUACUGACUGAUGGAGAGCCACCAGCGUCGCGUUCCCUCCUGCACCACUGUGGUCGUGACAUACAUGCUGUUAGGGUUAUUCAUGGAAAUUUGGCAUACAAAAUGAAUCUGGUGGGGUAUAAGUGGCAGCCAGGGAGUACGCAGUGUGGCUGGGGCAUCGGGACAUUUUGCUCGUGUUUUGAUAUAGAAGACUAUGAUUAUGAGCCUGAACUUUUUAACCUCAAGGAAGACCCAUAUGAAGAUCAUCCAAUUCCUACAAACAGCUCUCAAUAUGUGCAGGUGACUAUGCUGUUGAAGCAGUUUCUGGCUGAGUGGAGAGUGCGGGUGCCUUACCCACCCUCACAGUUUAAAAAUGUUGCCAACACUAUGCAUUCAAUUUGGCUUCAGCCAUUCUCUUUAUUUUGACAAUAAUGUGACAUAAGUGCUCAUAAUUUUAUUGACUAUUUGGGUUAUUAUUUGUUCUCUAAAAUGGAAACCGAGUUAGAUAAAAAUGAAGAAUCUAACAGUGAUUAUAAAAAUGACAUGAUAAAUUAUUCAGUACUGCUUUUCAGUACGUGUUACCUACCCACAACUUGCUCAAUAAUCAAUCCUAGGACAACAAAAUUCUCUGCACAUCAUAUCUUGACCUAAGGUGUGGGUGCUGUAUGUGACUUACAUUGCAGUCCUCCUUGUAUAAUGCUUGUUAAUUGAACUUGUCUCAUUGUGUUGUGUAAUAAAAUUGAACAGUCGAAGGAAA
Cherax quadricarinatus is the source of this 1094-nucleotide messenger RNA. Lineage: Eukaryota; Metazoa; Arthropoda; Malacostraca; Decapoda; Parastacidae. The record is from RefSeq and is a predicted model, not a curated record.